UCGUGUAAACCCCCAAUUCAUAUCGAUUUUCAAGCGCGCGUUGACGCAUGUCCCUUUAGUUGUCUUCCUUGUGUCAGCAACGCGUGUUGGAGCCGGAGAAACUGCUUUUCAGCCUUAUUUGUAAUAGCUGGACGUCUGUUUAGAGAUUGAGAAAUGAGUUCAGGAUAUCAGUUAAGGGGGACUCGUGUAUAUGUAGGUGGUCUCAGUGAUGGAAUCAAGAAGGAAGACUUGGAGUCAGAAUUUGAGAAAUAUGGGAAGUUGAACAGUGUAUGGGUUGCAUUCAAUCCCCCUGGCUUUGCCUUCAUAGAGUUUGCCAAUGAAGAUGAAGCAGAAACGGCCUGCGAUAAUUUGAAUGGCUCUGAUUUGUUAGGGUCUAAAUUGAGAGUGGAGAUUUCCCGAGGUCGGCGUGGUGGUGGGAGAAGCUUCCGGGGUAGCCGAGGUGGAGGAAGGGGUUUCUUUCCAAGAGGAGGUGGUAGGGGUGGUUACGGUGGUGAUAGGGGAGGUUUCCGUGGGGGCCGCGGUGGAAGG
Molecule: messenger RNA, 528 nt
Organism: Zootermopsis nevadensis
Lineage: Eukaryota; Metazoa; Arthropoda; Insecta; Blattodea; Termopsidae
Source: RefSeq, a predicted model, not a curated record